Molecule: messenger RNA, 1344 nt
Organism: Trichoplusia ni (cabbage looper)
Lineage: Eukaryota; Metazoa; Arthropoda; Insecta; Lepidoptera; Noctuidae
Product: phosphotriesterase-related protein
Exons: 6
Coding region: 177-1229 (350 amino acids)
Biological process (GO): catabolic process
Molecular function (GO): zinc ion binding; hydrolase activity, acting on ester bonds
Source: RefSeq, a predicted model, not a curated record
ACAACACUAUCUAAACAGUCAACUGUUUACAACGUUUUAGUAUUAUCAGUGCUUCUCGUAUGUUUGUUCGUGAUAAAAACAUUAAAUAGAGAGCUUCACAACAGUCACUGAGUACAUUCUGAUAUACUGUAAACAACAGUCUUGAAUAUCACAUUCAUACAGUUCUCUUCUAAAAAAUGACUUCAAGAGUGCAAACCGUGCUAGGCGCAAUCAAACCGUCCGAGUUAGGAGUCACGCUUACACACGAGCACCUUUCGAUGAACUUCGAGCAUUUCUACAGGAAGCCCCCGGAAACACUGGUAGACUUUUUCCAGACCAAACCUACUUUGGAAAACGUUGGCUACAUCAGACAAUAUCCCUACAGCUCUAGACACAACUUAAUUCUCGACGAUGAAGAGGCCAAUAUAGCUGUUUUAGAUGAUGUCAAGGCAUACAAGAAAUUCGGUGGAGGUGCGAUCGUAGAAAAUACUACGAAGGGUCUUGAUAGAGACAUAAAAUUCUAUGAGGAGGUCGCCCAGUCGUGUGGCGUGCACGUUAUUGCCGGUACGGGGCACUACAUCGAGGACGUGCAGCCCGACAAUUACCUUCAUUACUCCACUGAGGAUAUCUACAACCGUAUGAUGGGCGAGUUGACUGAAGGAUUCCCAGAGGAACCACAAAUUAAAGCUGGAUUCAUGGGGGAGAUUGCUAGCGUCUGGCCUAUAAGGGAGUUUGAGCGAAGAGCGAUCCGCGCGGCGGGAGAAUUGCAGCCGCAGGUGGGCUGCGGAGUCAGCUUUCACCCUCACAGAAACCCAGAAGCACCCUUCGAGAUCAUUCGCCUGUAUUGCGAGGCUGGCGGGUCGGCAGACAAGGUGGUUAUGUCACACUUGGAUCGCACGCUUCUAUCGAACGAUGUUCUGUUGGAAUUUGCAAAUCUCGGGACCUACUGCCAGCUCGACCUGUUUGGUGUGGAAGUUUCUUACUACCAGCUGAACGUGGCCACUGACAUGAUAAACGACGCGCAAAGAAUCGAUAAAAUCAAGUGUCUGAUCGACCAAGGGUUCGAAGACAGAAUACUGAUGUCUCAUGACAUCCAUACCAAACACAGGCUGAUCAACUUCGGCGGUCACGGUUAUUCGCACAUCUUGAACAAUGUGUUGCCAAAAAUGAAAUCUAAGGGUAUACCUCAAAGUGUUAUAGACAAAAUUACUGUUGGAAAUCCUGCUAAUUGGUUAUCUAUUAAGGAAUAAUGUUCACUAUUCUUGAAGAAUUAAGUUUUUUUUUGUUUGAAUUAAAUGCCAGGGCAAAGGCUGAAAACAUGUUUAAGUUUAUUUUUUAUUAGAAAUAAAACAAUGAGAAUUAAAA